Molecule: messenger RNA, 566 nt
Organism: Fopius arisanus
Lineage: Eukaryota; Metazoa; Arthropoda; Insecta; Hymenoptera; Braconidae
Product: ejaculatory bulb-specific protein 3-like
Exons: 2
Coding region: 81-470 (129 amino acids)
Source: RefSeq, a predicted model, not a curated record
CCAGUCAUCAGAUCUUGAGCAUUGAUACACAGAGAAGACAUCGAUUGUUUGGUUUUCGUGUUUACAUUCCAGUUGUCAGUAUGAAAAUCGCUGUAUUUGUGCUAUUCUCUUGCCUAGCUGUAAUUUCGGCUAGACCUGAGACUUACUCCUCCAAAUGGGAUACCAUUAAUGUGGAUGAAAUUUUGAACAAUGAUCGAAUCUUAACUAAUUACGUCAACUGUUUAUUGGAGAAGGGAAAUUGCACUCCUGAGGGAAAAGAGCUAAGACGUAUUCUUCCUGACGCUUUGGAGACUGAAUGCGCAAAAUGCACUGAUGCACAAAAAGUGCGUUCGCAAAAAGUGUUGAAAUUUGUAGUGCGGAAUAAACCGGUGCAUUGGAAAAAUGUAGUAGAAAAAUACGAUCCAGAAAAAAAAUAUGUUCAAAAAUACGAAGACGAGGCAAUAGCUGAAGGGUUCACCAUCGAUACCUAAAUUUCACGAUUUUAAUCAUUAUUUUGUGACACCUCUUGUAGAAUUGACGGCUAAAUAAUGUAAUUAAUAAGAAUAAAUUUACAUCUCAGGAAUUAA